AUGUCCUCCUCGUGCGAAGCUUUACUCGACGCUCUCAAACAAUGCCUUCUCGAGUCCGACUGCGUUAGAAAGGAUGGCCACCUCCCGUCCGAAUGUCUGAGGCAGCACAGAGAUUCGCUCCCAGAAAAAUGCCUCAAUCUGCGCAAGGCCACUUAUGACUGCAAGCGCAACAUGCUGGACAUGACGAAGCGUUUUAGAGGAAACACUGUUGGGCUGAAUGCCACCAAGAUUCGGGAUCAGCAAUCAACGGUUUAG
Messenger RNA from Coniophora puteana RWD-64-598 SS2, 255 nucleotides. RefSeq lists its product as uncharacterized. Gene Ontology annotation, cellular component: mitochondrion. The transcript has 2 exons. Gene Ontology annotation, biological process: mitochondrial respiratory chain complex IV assembly. Lineage: Eukaryota; Fungi; Basidiomycota; Agaricomycetes; Boletales; Coniophoraceae. The coding region runs from base 1 to 255 and encodes 84 amino acids. The record is from RefSeq and is a predicted model, not a curated record.